Molecule: messenger RNA, 2867 nt
Organism: Anopheles gambiae (African malaria mosquito)
Lineage: Eukaryota; Metazoa; Arthropoda; Insecta; Diptera; Culicidae
Product: pyruvate kinase
Exons: 3
Coding region: 42-2225 (727 amino acids)
Biological process (GO): glycolytic process
Cellular component (GO): cytoplasm
Molecular function (GO): potassium ion binding; pyruvate kinase activity; magnesium ion binding
Source: RefSeq, a predicted model, not a curated record
GUCCACUGAACGCACUCAUUUCCGCAAACUCCGAUUUCAAAAUGCACGGGAUAGCAGUAAACAGUUGUGUAAAGAAUUUGAUCGGUCGAAAAGGCUGUAGCGCAGCGGUAAUUCUGUUUUCGCGGUCAGAUGAAAUGAUAAUUCAACAGCGGCAAAGAUUCUCGGGCUGCUUGCCAUUUGUCGCCCAGCACGAUCGUCAGUUCAUCAGUAGCGUUCAUGCGCCGAUUCACAAAUCGUGGCUAAAAGAUGGCAUUUUACCAACACGGCUGUAUUAUGAGCCACAAAACCAUCACGUACAUUCAUUUCAGCGGCGACCGUUGAAUCGUGCUAACCUCGCCAAAGUGCCAACCUUUACCGCGGUCACCAUAUCAUUAUCGAUUGCUGGUGCUAAGCAACCGGACGUGAAAAGGUUUGCCUGCUUUUUCGGUGCCAAGUGUGGAACGUUCUCACCCGACUUCCUAUUGUCGCGUUCCAUCACUCUGUGUGCAUCUGGAGUGACGCAACCUAAGCAGCAAAUUCAGCAGUUUGUACUGCAUCCGGCCGCAAGAAGAAGUGUAAUUGAGCUUUUCCCUCGAGCAGGGCCAUUCUUUGAUUUCCGCUCAUUGAUAAGUACCUUUAACCGUUCAGGGAUGAUGGUGUGGGUUUCCGACUACGAUUUCGACCCCAAGGGUAAAAAAAUGAAUCCCGAGGCAGUUUCGCAUUUAGAGCAUAUUUGCUCCCUCGAUAUUGACUCGAAAACGCCAUUCGUUCGUCUGUCGGGUAUUAUCUGUACGAUUGGACCGGCCUCGGUUUCGCCAGAAAUGCUCGAGAAAAUGAUGGCUACCGGCAUGAACAUUGCUCGGCUCAACUUUUCGCACGGUUCUCACGAAUAUCACGCCAAUACAAUCAAGAACAUCCGCGAAGCUGUCGACAACUACUCGAAGAAACUGGGCAAACCGUUCCCAUUGGCCAUUGCACUCGACACGAAGGGGCCAGAAAUUCGUACCGGUUUAAUCGAGGGCAGCGGCACCGGAGAAGUCGAGCUGAAGAAGGGCGAAAAGAUUCAGCUGACCACGGACAAGGAGCACUUGGAGAAAGGCACUAAGGAUAAAAUCUACGUUGAUUAUGUGAACAUCGUGAAGGUGGUCAAACCUGGCGAUCAUGUGUUCGUUGAUGAUGGUCUCAUUUCGUUGGUGGUGGAAAGUAUUUCUGGUGAUACGCUUACCUGUACCGUGGAAAACGGUGGCAUGUUGGGCUCGCGCAAGGGCGUAAACCUCCCAGGCGUGCCGGUGGAUCUCCCGGCUGUGUCGGAAAAGGACAAGUCGGAUCUGGCGUUUGGUGUGGAGCAAGGAGUGGACGUCAUCUUUGCGUCCUUCAUCCGUAACGCUGCUGCGCUAAAGGAAAUCCGUACUAUUCUUGGUGAGAAGGGAAAACACAUCAAGAUUAUUUCAAAGAUUGAAAACCAGCAGGGUAUGCAAAAUCUCGACAAGAUUAUUGAAGCAACCGACGGCAUUAUGGUUGCUCGUGGUGAUCUCGGUAUCGAAAUUCCGGCCGAAAAAGUGUUCUUGGCGCAGAAAUCGAUGAUUGCAAGGUGUAACCGUGCCGGAAAGCCGGUAAUCUGUGCCACUCAGAUGCUGGAAUCUAUGAUUAAGAAGCCCCGUCCGACUCGUGCUGAAAUUUCGGACGUUGCUAACGCCAUCAUCGACGGUGCGGAUUGUGUAAUGCUUUCGGGUGAGACCGCCAAGGGCGAAUACCCGCUUGAGUGCGUGCUGACGAUGGCUAAGACAUGCAAGGAAGCGGAAGCUGCCUUGUGGCAUCGCAAUCUCUUCAAGGAUCUGGUCGACACGACGCCAACACCGCUCGACACGGCAGCUUCGAUCGCAAUUGCCGGUGCCGAGGCCUCGAUUAAGAGUCGUGCCGCCGCUAUCAUCGUCAUUACCACCUCUGGCCGUUCGGCGCACUUGAUUUCCAAGUAUCGACCACGUUGCCCUAUUAUUGCUGUAACGCGUUUCGCGCAAACCGCACGUCAGUGCCAUCUGUACCGAGGCAUUUUGCCCGUCAUCUAUGAGCAGCCUGCUAUGGAAGAUUGGCUGAAGGAUGUUGAUGCCCGCGUACAGUACGGUAUCGAGUUUGGCAAGGAACGUGGAUUCCUAAAGCCGGGCAAUCCAAUCGUAGUUGUUACUGGCUGGAAACAGGGCUCUGGAUUUACCAACACCAUCCGUGUGAUGUACGUAUACGAUCAUUAGAUUCGAGAACACUGAAAAUAAUGAUUAUCUACUUUUUUUUUUAACUUGAUCUCGUUUUUCGAUUUUAGCAAUGUUGAAUAAACACAAUUCUAAACGUAACACCAGUGCGUCAUAAACGGGGUUGGUAAACGGAACCAAUUUCCCAUUACAGUGUCUAAAACCGUUGUUGGAAUGUGUUAAAAUAGCAAUUCAUUUAAAACUAAAAAUCUACAACUCCCAUUUUACAAAUAACACACUCAUACACACUUCCCGAGACAUACAAUGUCCCUUUUUAUCGUUCCUUACGUACAUGCGGUUUAUUUAUUAUAAACUAAAAUUUAAAUUAUUAUCCGUAUUGUGCAGUGUGCGUUAAUUACUUGGCAGCAUCAGCGAUAGCAAAUGCAGCUAAGUAACGAUAUGAGCAUUGCCUUUAGCUCAUGAAUUUUUAUCAUAAUGUGAAAUGAAACAGGUCAAAAUCAUAAAACAAGUUUAGGUUUUCUACGGGACAGAUAGUAGGGAUAUUAGGAAAUGCAAAACACAACUAUGCAUAAACUCCAUCAUGUGUUGCACUAUUAUUCACAUACCAAUAAUCAUCAUUCAACAUAAGCGUUGCUGAGUAAUAGUUACAUUGAAAAUGGCAAAUAAAAACUGUGAAACUUAAAA